This is a messenger RNA of Odobenus rosmarus divergens (Pacific walrus), 1872 nucleotides long. RefSeq names its product serine/threonine kinase 32C (gene STK32C). Gene Ontology annotation, molecular function: ATP binding; G protein-coupled receptor kinase activity; G protein-coupled receptor binding. The record is from RefSeq and is a predicted model, not a curated record. Gene Ontology annotation, biological process: G protein-coupled receptor signaling pathway; regulation of signal transduction; protein phosphorylation. Lineage: Eukaryota; Metazoa; Chordata; Mammalia; Carnivora; Odobenidae. The coding region runs from base 1 to 1446 and encodes 481 amino acids. The transcript is spliced from 12 exons.
AUGAGGAGCGGCGCGGAGCGUAGGGGCAGCAGCGCCGCGGCGGCGCCCCCUAGCCGCGCGCGCCCCUCUGGCCCCGACGCGCCCCCGGCCCCGCCGCCGCCCGCCGCCGGCCAGCCCCGGGCCCGGGACGCGGGCGAUGCCCGCGCGCAGCCGCGCCCCCUGUUUCCGUGGAGCAAGUGGAGGAAGAGAAUGGGCUCUUCCAUGUCGGCGGCCACGGCGCGGAGGCCGGUGUUUGACGACAAGGAGGACGUGAACUUCGACCACUUCCAGAUCCUUCGGGCCAUCGGAAAGGGCAGCUUCGGCAAGGUGUGCAUUGUGCAGAAGCGGGACACAGAGAAGAUGUACGCCAUGAAGUACAUGAACAAGCAGCAGUGCAUCGAGCGGGAUGAGGUGCGCAACGUGUUCCGGGAGCUGGAGAUCCUGCAGGAGAUCGAGCACGUCUUCCUGGUGAACCUGUGGUACUCCUUCCAGGACGAGGAGGACAUGUUCAUGGUGGUGGACCUGCUUCUGGGUGGAGACCUGCGCUACCACCUGCAGCAGAACGUCCAGUUCUCCGAGGACACGGUGAGGCUAUACAUCUGCGAGAUGGCGCUGGCCCUCGACUACCUGCGCAGUCAGCACAUUAUCCACAGGGACGUCAAACCCGACAACAUCCUGCUGGAUGAGCAAGGGCACGCGCAUCUGACCGACUUCAACAUCGCCACCAUCAUAAAAGACGGGGAGCGGGCCACUGCACUAGCUGGGACCAAGCCGUACAUGGCUCCGGAGAUCUUCCAGUCCUUCGUCAGUGGUGGGAGCGGCUAUUCCUUCGAGGUGGACUGGUGGUCAGUGGGGGUGCUGGCCUAUGAGCUGCUACGUGGAUGGAGGCCCUACGACAUCCACUCCAGCAAUGCCGUGGAGUCCCUGGUGCAGCUGUUCAGCACGGCAAGUGUGCAGUACGUGCCCACCUGGUCCAAGGAGAUGGUAGGCCUGCUGCGGAAGCUCCUCACUGUGGACCCCAAGCACCGAGUGUCCAGCCUGCAGGACAUGCAGGCAGCCCCGUCACUGGCCGGCGUGCUGUGGCAGGACCUGAGUGAGAAGAAGGUGGCGCCGGGCUUCGUACCCAAUAAAGGCCGCCUUCACUGCGACCCCACCUUCGAGCUGGAGGAGAUGAUCCUGGAGUCCAGGCCUUUGCACAAGAAGAAGAAGCGGCUGGCCAAGAACAGGUCCCGGGACAGCAGCAGGGACAGCUCUCAGUCGGAGAAUGACUACCUUCAGGACUGCCUUGACGCCAUCCAGCAAGACUUUGUGAUUUUUAACAGAGAAAAGCUGAAGAAGAGCCAGGACCCCGUGAGCGAGCCCCUGCCCGCCCCCGAGGCCGGGGAUGCUGCGGAGGACCGGGAGGGGGCGCGCCCCGCGCUGCCCAUGUGCGGCUCCAUCUGCCCCUCCCGCCUCACCGAGAGUUAACGCCAGUUGCUUUGGAGACUCGGUCUGCCAGCCGGACAGGACAGGCGGCAGGCAGAGGCCCCACGUGGGCGUUCCCAGCCAAGCAGCCCAGUUCCUCCCAGCACAGACCCGGCCGGUGGCCCUGCUGCACCCUGGCCCUGAUUUCCCUGGGACGGGCUGUCUGCCCACUGGCUCUCGGCGGCAUAGGGCAACCGGAGGCUGUCAGUGUGGCCAAGCGCUGGGCAAGGAGGCUGGGUGCCCCCCUCCCUAGCGGCUCCGUUCCCGGCAAUUGUGGCAGGAGGCCCGUGGCCUCUCCUGGUGGCCCCCUGACCCGCUCCCGGCAGUCACAGAGGUCCCAGCACCCCCAGCUGUACAUAUGGGCGCCAGCCCUGCUAUGGGCAGACGGACACCGUGUGCGGGCUCCCCGGGGCCACUUGGGCUUGUGCG